Ascoidea rubescens DSM 1968 is the source of this 519-nucleotide messenger RNA. It is a transcript of the gene ATP7, whose product is annotated as F1F0 ATP synthase subunit d. The transcript has 2 exons. Gene Ontology annotation, molecular function: proton transmembrane transporter activity. Gene Ontology annotation, biological process: proton motive force-driven ATP synthesis. The coding region runs from base 1 to 519 and encodes 172 amino acids. Lineage: Eukaryota; Fungi; Ascomycota; Saccharomycetes; Ascoideales; Ascoideaceae. The record is from RefSeq and is a predicted model, not a curated record.
AUGUCUCUUAAAGCUGCUGUUAAAUUAGACUGGGCUAAAGUUGUCUCUUCUUUAGGUUUGAAAGGUCAAUCUGCUGCCUCUUUGCAAGCUUUCAAAAAGAGAAACGACGAAGCCAAAAGAGUCGCCUAUGAACUAAACUUACAAGACAAACCAAUUGAUUUUGCCUACUACAAAUCGGUUUUGAAAAACCAAGACAUUAUCAGCAAAAUUGAAAGUUCAAUCAAUGAUUUUAAGCCAAUCACUUACGAUAUCUCUGACCAAGUAAGUGCUAUUGAAACUUUCAAACAAACUGCCUUGGAAAGUGCUGAACAAACAGAAUCUCUUAUUUUAAAAGAAAUCGAAGACUUGAAUAAGACUUUAGAAAACAUCCAAAAAUCAAGACCAUUUGAACAAUUGACUGUCGAUGAUGUUGUUGCCGCAAAACCUGAUAUUGAUGAAAAAGUCACUCAAAUGGUUAAACAAGGUAGAUGGGAACUUCCUGCUUAUUAUGACAAAUUCGGUAAACUUGUUAUUAUGUAA